Messenger RNA from Linepithema humile (Argentine ant), 2372 nucleotides. It is a transcript of the gene mdlc, whose product is annotated as RING finger protein mdlc. Gene Ontology annotation, molecular function: metal ion binding. The record is from RefSeq and is a predicted model, not a curated record. NCBI's taxonomy places the organism in Eukaryota, Metazoa, Arthropoda, Insecta, Hymenoptera, Formicidae. Gene Ontology annotation, biological process: snoRNA splicing. Gene Ontology annotation, cellular component: U2-type spliceosomal complex.
AAGGGAUGAUAUUUACGAAACAAACAUGGAUGACACUGUGCAACAACCAGAGAAGAAGAAUUGCACUUUUUUAUUCAAAAAACGUAAAAUUCGUAGCAAUGCUACAAGACAGCGGAAAGAAGGAGGUGACAAUAAUGAUAGCAGCGAUGAUGAGACUACUGUCGUUAAAAAAGAGAGGAAGCAAGACGAUCACAAUCCCAUGGUACAAAGUACAAAUUUGAAGAAGCAACGAGAGAAGGCCAAUUAUGAGGAUAGCAGCGAUGAUGACAAUAUAACAGUUUUAUAUAAAAGCAAUAGAACGGUUGGACCAGCUGGUCCGAGUGAUCAAGGAGCAACAGCCAUUCUAGAGACAGAAACAGAGAAGGAUAGAGACGCACAAGCGCUGUUUGAAAAAGCCCAAAAAAUAAAUGAGGAGCUGGAAGGAAAAGAGGAUGAUAAAGUUUAUAGGGGCUUGAACAAUUAUGCACAAUAUUAUAAGAAGAAAGAUACCGCUGCUGGAAAUGCAUCCAGUGGGAUGGUACGUAAGGGUCCAAUUAGAGCACCUUCCAAUCUAAGGGCCACAGUGAGAUGGGACUAUCAACCCGAUAUAUGUAAAGAUUAUAAAGAAACUGGUUUCUGUGGUUUUGGAGAUAGCUGUAAGUUUCUUCACGAUAGAUCGGAUUAUAAACUGGGAUGGCAAUUGGAGAGAGAAACUGUUACCGGAGAAUACGAUAACAGCGGCGACGAAGAUGAUAAAAAGUACGAGAUCGACAGCGAUGAGGAUGAUUUGCCAUUUAAAUGCUUUAUUUGUAGAAACAGUUUCACAGAUCCUGUUGUUACCAAAUGCAAGCAUUAUUUUUGCGAAAAAUGCGCUUUGGAGCAAUAUAGAAAAAGUACACGAUGUUAUAUAUGUAACGUCCAGACUAACGGUACGUUUAAUCCCGCAAAAGAACUCAUUGCACGAACCAAAAUAAAGAAGGAGGAAGCGGCUGCAGCAAGCGAGACUUCCGAUGACGAUUAAUAAAAUUAGAAUGCCCGCACACUUAUAAUUUUGUAACGAUAUAAUAGCAUUAUAGAGAAGAAUGAUAAUUCUUAUAAAUCAUAGAAUAUUAACAUAGAUUACUUCGGCAUUCCAUCGACAGGAUGAGAUUUUAAACAUAGGAUAAUCCUUUGUAGAAUAAUUACAGGUGAGUAAAUAAUUUGGUAAUUUUCCAAAAUAUAUUUUUCCUUUAUCUUUUACAUGGCAAAAAUAUCUUUUAACACUUGCCAUGUCUGACUUAUAAUAUAGUUAUUUAUCUUUUACAUGGCAAAAAUACCUUUUGACACUUGCCAUGUCUGAUAAUGUAGCUAGCCAAUAAAGAUGUAAACCUCUUUAUUAAAAUGUUAUAUUUUACAACAACAAAAAAAAUGAUUUAAAUAGCGAUCCGCCGUAUAUGUACUUGUACGCCAUCGUCACGCAAAUAUAUUGAUGCAAACAAUUCAAAUACAAAUUACCACUUACUUAUCCUUGAUACAAUAUAGAAUAUUUGCUAAAUAAAAUUUUUAAUAGUGUAUUGUAAUGUAAUUUGUAUGUUAUUAUUAUAUAUAUUUAAAAUACAUAUAAUAAUAACACGCACAUUCUUACACCACUUCGCCUCUAAUCGAAUUUAGAGACUAAUAAUUAUCGGGCUAAUUCGCAGGGAGAACCCCGUGCGGGGCGAAGGCGCUACCGACGGCUCGUAUCGGGCGUCGCGACGCGAAUCGAUACGCGGCGCAGGCGGUGUGUCGACGGCAGUGCACAGCGGCGGCAGUGUGUUUCCCUCGUAUCGUGAAAAUGUCAGCGGACCGAUCGCUCACCGCGGGCCGCUGCCGGAAGCAAGCGGUGUCCCCGCCGUGUUCGCAGCGCGCGACGACGAUAUAGGGAUCGCGCGAGAUAAACCCUCGCGUCAACGGCGCAUCGCGAUCUCUCUCUCAUUCGGAAAGACGCGUCACGACGGAUCACCGCGUUCCGCGGCGCCGCCUCCUACCACGCCGAGGAUCGAUCGACGGAAGGACACAACGCGCGAAACGCGACAGGACGCGAAAGCUUAACGCGGUGGUGGUGGUCCUGGUGCGCCGCAUCCUCCGACCGAGUGGAGCGUACAUACGCAAGAAGCCCGUAACGUUUGUAUUUAUAGCGUGAAGAUUCGCGUCCCAGUGUGACGUUCCGGAGGAUUUAACCGUGGAAUUAAAGAUCGCAGCGGUGGCUCGUUGAGUUGUGCUGUCGGCGACGUAUGCCGCGUGUAAGGACGCGAGUGCGAGCGACUUUUGUGACGAACAAUCGACGACGGUGAAGAAGUGCGCCGCGUCGCACGGUGCUGAAUAAAACAGUAGUCUCCUAUUUGUCUCAUCCUCGGGUCGAACUGUAAGUGCUG